CUCCAGUUACUUGCCUGAUGAGCUUCCUGAACCCUUGGAGGCAGCAAUGGUACGUAAUUACAGAGUACGUACGAAGUAUAACAUGUAUGACGCGGUCCAGGAGCUCGAAUUACCUUACCUAAGGUACCUCCCUACCUUACCGUAAACAAGCCUCCAAGAGCUAUCCUCGAACAUCAGGUGAUUCGAUUCCCUAGUCUCACGACUUAAAUGUGGCCCCAGCCCAGUCAGGCAGUUACGGAGUAAUAAUCAAGGAGUUGCGCUGUUACCUGCGCUGGACGCGACGACUUUGCAUUUUAACGAUUUCUUCACAAACCCUCCUGUACGGAAAAAGAAAGUCUCCUCAUUUCCCGACGUCGACUUCUCUUCGCCACUCCAGGAUCCAGAUCGCCCACUUCAGAGUACCACCAUGGUGAACCCUCUGGACGUGCAGGUUAUCCUGCAAACGAUGGCCGAUGCCGCUCCUACGCACCCGCCAGGCGACGCGACCUCAGAUAUCAGCAGCACCUACGAGCUUCUCGCCCUUCUCACACACGCCUGCAUGACCUCUCUCAAGUUCCGUCUGCUCGGUUUCGACGAGGAAAAGAGAAUAGAGCAAGAAAUCCAGACCCAUGCCCCACGACUGCCGCCCUCGUGGAACGCCGGCUUCGGCGCUCUCUCCUUCGUGUACGCGCACAAACAGACGUCCAUGACCGAUCUCAUCAACGUCACCCGCAUGGGGUCCAAGGCCGAGAUUCGCGGCCUCGCCAUCGGUCACGAUGUCAUCCACCGCCUCGAAGUCGUUCCUCGCGACUAUGUCAACCCGGCCAAGCUGCCCCUGCGCAUCACCCUUCGCGAAGAUGGCUCCGAAGACCGGUCCGACCUGCCCGACAAGCUCAAGGCUGCGUUUGUGUCCGAGGCUAAGAUGGCAGAGAUUAUCGAGCUGUUCAAAGUCAACAUCAUCCAAAAGCUCGUACCAAAACUGCAGAUGGAGGGUUACGAAGAGUCCCCCGAUGAGCAGGAAACGGGGGGGUUUGCAGAACGAGGGACGCGUGGACAAGCCGGCGACGAGCCGGGAAGACCGUUCCCCUACGACAGACCUCCCGAGCCGGGGCGACCGUACCCCCUCGUCGAUCCUUUUGCUCAACCACUACCACCGCCGCGACCUGUACCUGCCGGGGACUUCCCGCCUCCGGGUUUCGAGGACGAGUACGAGAUAAACCGCCCACCCAGGGGCCAUCCUCUGGCGGUUCCUGGACGGUCACCCUACAACAUUGGGCAUGAUGACCUGAACCCCCCUGGUCUGGGACCCCAUGACCCCUUGAGGCCGUCGUUCGUCGGUGGCGGAUUACCCCGUCCGGGUGGCAGUUCAGGGAUGCAUCCAACGUUUGACGAUCCGCUGUUUGGCGGACCGGGGGCGCAGAGCGAAUAUGAUCCUCAAGCACCUCCUGGGGCAAGAUGGGAUCCUGUCGGUCCUGGUGGAGGUAUUCCUCGUAGGGGAGGUGGAAGGGGAGGGUCCGGAAGGGGACAGAACCCAUUUGGUGGAGGAGCAUUCGGUGGUGGGUUUGGCGGUGAUAUCAUUUAGGAUGGACCUCGUGGAGGAAUAGCGCCUCGGUAUCUGCCACGCUGUGUAUGAGAUGUAUAAUGUGAUCAUGACUGCACCGGUUAAUGACAGUAUGAAUAACAUCAGGGUUUCCAGCUACGAAUUGUCUCCUCUUG
Messenger RNA from Sodiomyces alkalinus F11, 1695 nucleotides. RefSeq lists its product as hypothetical. Bases 407 to 1561 code for a protein of 384 amino acids. Gene Ontology annotation, molecular function: proteasome binding; endopeptidase inhibitor activity. The transcript has a single exon. The record is from RefSeq and is a predicted model, not a curated record. Lineage: Eukaryota; Fungi; Ascomycota; Sordariomycetes; Glomerellales; Plectosphaerellaceae. Gene Ontology annotation, biological process: proteasome-mediated ubiquitin-dependent protein catabolic process.